GGACCCGGAUGAGGGCGCGCUGUCGCGGGUCCUUUGGAAGCCGCUGCGGUUACGGAGGUGGCUAAUGCGGGCGUGCGGCCGUGAGGGCGUGUGGGGGUGGGGGCCCUUCCAUCAGUCCUCGGAACUGACCCUCUGCCCUCAGCCCCCGUCCGCGUCUUUCGCCCAACCGAAGACCCCCGUCUUCUCCCUCUUCCAUUGCUCGGAGAAUUCUCGGGCUGAUCUCCCUUUUGGAACCGGAAGUGCUGCAGAGGUCUAAGAGGAGCAGAAAGGUGACGGCGAUUUGUGCACCUCCCAGACUGAAACCAAGAACUAAAAUGGGGUCACCAACUCAACUGCUUCCUUCCUGGGGUGGUGCCAAGACCAAGUGUGUGAACAGCUUUGUAAAUGAAUUCGCUGCAUGUGAUGCCGGUAUAAGAGUUGAAGUUACUCCGUGGGUAAACACCCCUUGGUGAUGAGCCCACGUACUAGAGUUUGGACUUGGAUCAAAGUCUGGGGCAGCUCCCUCAUUACCAGGGCACUGGAUGCGUGAUUGUGCCAGUCGGCUGCCAGUGCCUCCAGCAGCUCCUACUGUUACCCACUCCUGCAGGUGCUCCUACCGCCUUCGCUGUGCUUAGACCCACGUAACACCCACAGGAUCACCGGUCAUUGCUCGCGAAGGUGUGAACCCCGCCUGCUUCAGAGCCUCCCCAUCAUGACAUCCAAGAAGCUGGUGAACACGGUGGCAGGCUGUGCCGACGAUGCCCUCGCUGGCCUGGUGGCCUGCAACCCCCACCUGCAGCUCCUGCAGGGCCACCGUGUGGCCCUCCGUUCUGACCUGGACAGCCUCAAGGGCCGGGUGGCACUGCUGUCAGGUGGGGGCUCUGGCCACGAGCCUGCCCAUGCCGGCUUCAUAGGGAAGGGGAUGCUGACGGGGGUCAUCGCAGGAGCUGUGUUCACCUCCCCAGCGGUAGGCAGCAUCCUGGCAGCCAUCAGGGCAGUGGCCCAGGCGGACACGGUGGGGACCCUCCUUAUCGUGAAGAACUACACGGGAGACCGGCUCAACUUUGGCCUGGCCCGGGAGCAGGCCCAGGCCGAGGGCAUCCCUGUGGAGAUGGUGGUCGUCGGGGAUGACAGUGCUUUCACUGCCCCGAAGAAGGCGGGCAGGCGGGGACUCUGCGGCACAGUGCUCAUACACAAGGUGGCCGGUGCCCUGGCUGAGGCAGGUGUGGGGCUGGAGGAAAUCACAAAUCGGGUGAGCGUGGUUGCCAAGGCCAUGGGAACCCUGGGAGUGAGCUUGUCCUCCUGCAGCGUCCCUGGCUCCAGACCCACCUUCGAGCUCUCACCUGACGAGGUGGAGCUGGGCCUGGGGAUCCACGGGGAAGCUGGCGUGCGCCGGAUAAAGAUGGCCUCCGCUGACGAGAUCGUGACACUCAUGCUCGACCACAUGACGAACGUCUCCAACAUGUCCCACGUGCCUGUGCGGUCGGGCUCCUCGGUGGUGCUGAUGGUCAACAACCUGGGGGGCUUGUCAUUCCUGGAACUGGGCAUCGUAGCCGAUGCAGCUGUCCGCUCUCUGGAGAGCCGUGGGGUGAAGAUCGCCCGUGCCCUAGUGGGCACCUUCAUGUCUGCCCUGGAGAUGCCUGGCAUUUCUCUCACCCUUCUGCUGGUGGAUGAGCCUCUCCUGAAACUGAUUGAUGCCGAGACCACCGCAUCAGCCUGGCCCAAUGUGGCCAAGGUCUCCGUGACUGGGCAGAAGCGGAGCCGGGCAGCCCCCGCCGAGCCUCUGGAGGUCCCUGACCCCACUGCCGCAGGAGGCUCCGCCUCGAGGCAGACGGUGCUCGUCCUGGAGCGGGUGUGCGCCACCCUCCUGGGCCUGGAGGAACAUCUGAAUGCCCUGGACCGAGCUGCCGGCGAUGGGGACUGUGGCACCACCCACAGCCGCGCGGCCAGAGCCAUCCAGGGCUGGCUGAAGGAGGGGCCACCCCCUGCCAGCCCUGCCCAGCUACUCUCCAAACUGUCCCUCCUGCUCCUGGAGAAGAUGGGAGGCUCCUCUGGGGCGCUCUAUGGCCUGUUCCUGACUGCGGCGGCCCAGCCACUCAAGGCCAAGACAGACCUGCCGGCCUGGUCUGCUGCCAUGGAGGCCGGCCUGGAGGCCAUGCAGAAGUACGGGAAGGCUGCCCCAGGGGACAGGACUAUGCUGGAUUCCCUGUGGGCAGCAGGACAGGAGCUCCAAGCCUGGAAGAGCCCGGGGGCCAAUCUGUUCCACGUUUUGACGAAAGCAGUCCAGAGUGCGGAGGCUGCAGCCGAGGCCACCAAGACUAUGGAGGCCGGAGCAGGGAGGGCCAGUUACAUCAGCUCUGCGAGGCUAGAUCAGCCGGACCCGGGGGCAGUGGCCGUGGCCGCCAUUCUCCGAGCCAUCCUGGAAGCCCUGCAGGGCCGGGGCACGUGAGCGCCUCCCUGGGCCUCCGCGCCCCUCUCACCAGCGUGUGAAGGUGGCCACUGGCAGUUCCUCCUGUCUUCCAGCUGUCAACCCCCACCCACCCACCCUGUUGCCCCCAGGGCCUGUCCUGGGUUCAGCAGGGAGCCCUCUACCAACCUCCAGAAUUCCUACAGAGACUGCAGGCCCCGAGUGGGUCAUGUGCCACCUUAGCAGUACACCUCCUCUUCAGGGGGGUGGGAUUCUGGGGUCACCUCGCUCUGCCCCCAGCCACCUCGAGGCUUUGGCAAUAGGCAUUUUCCUUGGGUGGCAACAUGGCCUUAAAUCAGCCAUGCUCAUUUGGUUUUAAGGCUCCCUGUGAAAGGCCUUCCCACCUGACCCUGAGCCAAUGUGAAAAACAAGCAAAUUUUAAAAAACCACACAGAAGCAAGAGCUCCUGCUUCUGCUGAGGGCGCUUUUCCCCACCAAAACCCCAGGCACUAAGGCCUCAGCCCCAGGCUCAAAUGAUCAUGACCCAGGGCACCUGGGUGGCUCAGUGGGGUAAGCAUCCUGACUCAGGUCAUGAUCUCAUGGUUCACGAGUUCAAACCC
Molecule: messenger RNA, 3006 nt
Organism: Suricata suricatta (meerkat)
Lineage: Eukaryota; Metazoa; Chordata; Mammalia; Carnivora; Herpestidae
Gene: TKFC
Product: triokinase and FMN cyclase
Exons: 19
Coding region: 692-2428 (578 amino acids)
Biological process (GO): glycerol catabolic process
Cellular component (GO): cytosol
Molecular function (GO): glycerone kinase activity; ATP binding
Source: RefSeq, a predicted model, not a curated record